Messenger RNA from Cervus elaphus (red deer), 1374 nucleotides. Its product is annotated as olfactory receptor 5AU1. Bases 439 to 1374 code for a protein of 311 amino acids. Gene Ontology annotation, molecular function: odorant binding; G protein-coupled receptor activity; olfactory receptor activity. Lineage: Eukaryota; Metazoa; Chordata; Mammalia; Artiodactyla; Cervidae. The transcript has a single exon. Gene Ontology annotation, biological process: G protein-coupled receptor signaling pathway; sensory perception of smell. Gene Ontology annotation, cellular component: membrane. The record is from RefSeq and is a predicted model, not a curated record.
ACCUUGCCAGUCCAAUGCCAGAACUUGUGUGCUUAAACACAAAAUAUAUAGUCUCUAGAAUAUAGGCUUCCUGAAGUCAGACAUACUUGAAUUCCUGACAGGAAAAACAUAGAUUUAAGUUUAUAGAAGAUGGUCAAUAAAUUUUUGGUAAGUAAUUGUUUCAUUAUUUAGAAUUUUUUAAGAUCCCUAAGAGAUCAAAUUGUGUAUAUUUCUUUUCUAUUUUCCAUUGCUGCUCAAGUAAUGCUUCCUCACUGACUAAUCAGCCAAGUUGAGGAGAACUUCUCUAUGACAGAACUCCACUGAGGAAGCCAGACUUCCUCGGUGAGAGCAAUCUUCAGAAGGCUGUCCUCAGGGCAGAAUUAAACCAGUGAGAGCCCCUGGGUGUUCCACUUCUUUCUGGUGGCCCUCUCUUUCCACGUCGCAGAGCACUGAAGAAAUAUGGAAGGAGCCAACCUGAGCCGAGGGACUGAGUUUGAGCUUUUGGGGCUCACCAGGGACCCCUGGCUCCAGAAGCUGCUCUUUGUGGUGUUCCUGGGCAUGUACACUUUCACACUGCUGGGGAAUCUAGUCAUGUUUCUUCUGAUCCAUGUAAGUGCCAUGCUGCACACACCCAUGUACUCCCUCCUGAAGAGCCUCUCCUUCUUGGAUUUCUGCUACUCCUCCACGGUUGUCCCCCAGACUCUGGUGAACUUCUUGGCCAAGAGGAAGGUGAUCACCUAUCUAGGCUGCGUGGUUCAGAUGUUUUUCUAUGCGGGUUUUGCCACCAGUGAAUGUUAUCUCAUUGCUGCCAUGGCCUAUGACCGCUAUGCGGCUGUUUGUAACCCCCUGCUCUACCCAAUUGCCAUGUCUCCUACGGUCUGUGCCUCUCUGAUUGUGGGAUCCUAUGGUGCGGGAUUUCUUAAUUCUCUGAUCCACACAAGCUGUAUCUUUAGUCUGAAAUUCUGUGGUACUCAUGUGGUCACUCACUUCUUCUGUGAUGGACCACCCAUCCUGUCUCUGUCUUGUGUGGACACCUCACUGUGUGAAAUCUUGCUCUUCAUUUUUGCUGGUUUCAACCUUUUGAGCUGUACCCUCACCAUCUUGGUCUCCUACCUCUUAAUUCUCAUCACCAUCCUGAGAAUGAACUCAGCCCAGGGCAGGUUCAAGGCCUUUUCCACCUGUGCUUCCCACUUCACUGCUGUGUGCCUCUUCUAUGGCACAACACUUUUCAUGUACCUGCGCCCCAGGUCCAGCUACUCCCUGACCCAAGACCGCACAGUUGCUGUGAUCUACACAGUGGUGAUCCCACUGCUCAACCCCCUUAUCUACUCUUUGAGAAACAAGGAUGUGAAAGAAGCUUUAAGAAAAGUUUGGGAAAGAAAAAUAAUGGAAUGA